GCCAGAAACUCCAGAUGAAAAUGGCAAAACCCAGCGAGCUGACAGUCUUAUUAUGAAGAAGAUAAAGAAAAAAAAGAAAAAGAAACACCGGGAAGAUGUGAGGGGAAAACGCCUGAAGAUGUACAACAAAGAGGUGCAGACAGUGUGUGCCGGGCUCACUCGCAUUGACAAGGAGACUCUGUCUCAAGGACAGUGUGACAACCUGGAGAUGAGCAAGGAAUCCUUCAGGUACCUGAAGGAUGAGCAGCUGUGCAGACUGAACUUGGGCAUGCAGGAAUACCGGGUCCCCCAGGGAGUGCAGACCCCCUUUGUGACACACCAGGAGCACUCUGUCCGCAGCAGCUUCCUGAAGACUGGCACUAAAUUCAGUAACUUCAUUCACGAGGAGCACCAGUCCAAUGGAGGUGCCCUGGUCCUGCAUGCUUACAUGGAUGAACUCUCAUUUUUGUCUCCAGUGGAGAUGGAGAGAUUUGCAGAAGAGUUUCUUGCGUUGUCAUUCAGUGAAAAUGAUAAAAAUGCAGCUUACUAUGCUUUAGCCAUAGUGCACGGAGCAGCUGCCUAUUUACCAGACUUCCUGGAUUACUUUGCUUUUAACUUUCCAAACACUCCAGUGAAAAUGGAAAUUUUGGGCAAGAAGGACAUUGAAACAACAACAAUUUCAAAUUUUCACUCUCAGGUCAAUCGGACGUACUGCUGCGGCACCUACCGAGCAGGACCCAUGCGCCAGAUCAGCCUGGUGGGAGCAGUGGAUGAAGAAGUGGGGGACUACUUCCCAGAAUUCCUAGAUAUGUUGGAAGAAUCUCCAUUUCUUAGAAUGACUCUGCCCUGGGGGACUCUUUCCAGUCUCAGACUGCAGUGCAGGUCCCAGAGUGAUGAUGGGCCCAUCAUGUGGGUGAGGCCGGGAGAGCAGAUGAUCCCCACAGCUGAUAUGCCAAAAUCACCCUUCAAACGGCGCCGGUCCAUGAACGAGAUCAAGAACCUGCAGUACCUACCUCGGACCAGCGAGCCCCGCGAGGUCCUGUUCGAGGACAGGACCAGAGCUCACGCUGACCACGUGGGGCAGGGCUUUGACUGGCAGAGCACGGCUGCUGUCGGGGUGCUCAAGGCUGUGCAGUUUGGGGAAUGGAGUGACCAGCCUCGUAUAACCAAAGAUGUGGUUUGUUUUCAUGCUGAAGACUUCACUGAUGUUGUGCAGAGGCUUCAGCUGGACCUGCAUGAACCUCCAGUGUCACAGUGUGUUCAAUGGGUGGAUGAAGCCAAACUAAACCAAAUGAGACGGGAAGGCAUUCGCUAUGCUAGGAUUCAGUUGUGUGACAAUGACAUCUACUUCAUCCCUAGAAAUGUCAUCCAUCAGUUCAAAACAGUGUCAGCAGUCUGCAGCUUAGCCUGGCACAUCAGACUCAAACAGUAUCACCCCGUGGGGGAGACUUCUCCAAAAGCAGAAAGCAAUUCAAGCCUCAACAGUGAUGUUCCUGGAAACACAGAGGCAGAAGGUGAACCCCAAGGUGUGAGUGUAAAAAUAGAGUCUGAAGAACCAGGUAUGGAAAUUCAGCUUACCCCAGGGGUGCUCUCCUCCUCUGUUUCUUCAAUAUCAGGACUUGUGCAACCAGAUCAGGUGGCCCAGCCCCUUCCAGGUUUUAAAAUAGAGUCUGAUCACCAACACAAUCCACAGGAUCAUGCAGGCUCUUCUGUGUGAUAUGUAUAUAUUCAAACAUUUUUUAAACAACUUUUUAAAAUUUUGAUGUGAAGUUAUAGUUUUAUAACUGGCUUAUGUUUUAUUGGAGAAAUCUUGCCUAUAAUUCUAUAAAGAAAGGUGACAUUCCAAAAUGUCAAGCAUAUCUUUUUUACACAGAUUAUGCAAAAUUCAAGUUGUAUUUUAACCCCUUAGUACAACCUGUAACAGUGGUCUACCACUUCUUUCUGUUCAAGUAAAGAGAUGUUGAAUAUCUUCUCAAAGUCAGAUUGGAAUUCCUCCAGGAAUAUGAAAUGAUUGAGCUCCAUUGGUCAGUGUUAUUUCCCUACUUUUACUUUAUCUCUAAUCUUCACCAGAAAGUGAUGCUUUUGUAGAAGACUUGCAAAGUGAUUUCCCCAUCUUAUUUUAAUUGCUUAAAAAAGGGAAAAAAAAAAGAAAAAAAAAAAAGAAAGAAAAAAAAUAGAGAAAGCACAGCACUUUUGAUGAUUUGUGGAAUUUUUUGGUAUGUCUGUUCUUGACAUGUUGGUUUAUAUACAAGCUAUAGAAAUUGAUGUUUCUUACAGUUCCUACAAGGGUGACCUGUAAAAAGAACUGAAGCAAGUGUCUGAUUCCUGUUGAAAUGCAAUGACUUACUGACCUAACACUUCUCAUAGCACUGCUUAUGUUGUUUGGUGUGGGGGUUUUUGCUUCCAAAAUACAUCUUCCCUGAAUGUGACAAAUGCUAGUGUCAAAAUUAGAGAACCUCUUGGUAGUCUUGUGGAGGAAACUGCUAUCUUUGAGCACUUUAAGGCUUUAAAAUACUUAACCAACCUGGCAGCUUGUUUUGAUGGGGUCGUAACGUGUCCAAUGGAUCCACACUUUCCCUUGUACUGAUGCACUUAAUACAAUAAGCAUUGAGCUGAUACCUGACUUCCUAGAAUAAGGACAGCCUUACUGUGUAAGUUCUGUAUUAGUAUUUCACAAUAAAAAGUAUUUUGGCGUUGGACUGCUUUUUCCAUGUGUAGCUCCUGGGUGCCCAGUUACUGUGGAAAAAUCAGCAGCACGUGCUCAGUGUGUAGAGUGUCAGCUAUCAACAGUUUUUAACCAAUCUUUCAAUAUUUCUGGAUGUUAACGUGUAACCUGUAUUUGACUUUCACUCACCCCAUUUAUUACUGCCCUUUCCAGUCAUCAAAAGGAAAAGUCCCUUUUCCCUCCCCCUCCCCACAUUUAGAGUACAAGUUGGGGUUUGGUGCAACUUAAGCUGUCUCCAGAUAACUUCAUUUGUUCUAAUCCUCACUGGGGUAGGAAAGAUUUGAAACACUAUGUUAGACUAGACAAAAGCAAAGAUGCUGUGUUAGUUCUGGAUGCAUCUUUUUAAUAUCAAUUAUUACUCUUCUCUUUAUAAGGGUCUCUAAAAUAUGUUACUCUAUUAUAAAUCUUACUUUGUGCAAUAUUGUUUGUGUAGGCUUUUAUAUACAUAUUAGCACCUCAGUGUAGAGGUCACUAUUUUAAACUGAUAGAGAAAUAAUCCUCAGAAGAUACUGCAGUGAUUAGUUAGAACCUGUAUUACUCCUUAUGUGUAUGUAUGUAUUGUCUUCGGUACAAAAAUGAGGACUAGGAAAUAUUUCAAUUUAAAACUAAUUUACAGAUUGAAGUGGUAGUGACUCGUUUAGUAAUCUGUGUAAAUAAGGUGUUAGAAUGGAAAGCUUUUAUGAUGAGAAGUAAUGUGAUUCAUGCAGGGGUGUAAUUUAAUCUUAGCAGAAAUUCUAGAUGACUCAGCGCGGCUCCGAGACGAGCCGUCAGUUCUCUGGUGGGUUUUUUCCACUUUUUACGUUGAGAGGAAUUUCAUAGCUUUAAGGGUUGUGCAAAGUAAAAUUCCUCACAGGCAAUAGUGGUUUCGGUUCAUCCUUCACAUUCAGAGAUUCCCCAGGGGCGUUCUUUCCUUUUGACCGAGUCUGCGAGUCUUCCACGUGCUGCUCCCUGCCUGUCCCUGCCCCCAGGGUGGCCUUUCCCUGCAGCCAGCACUGAUCACUCAGGAACUGUCACAGAGCAGAGAGCCCCCUGCACCAACCUGUCUGUUGGGAAAAUUGGAGAAUCCAAUUUGAAAGAAUCCAUUUGGAAGUCCUCUGUAAAUUCUAAUGUACAAGUUUUCAAGUGGAUGAGGCAAGACUAGGGUGGUCUGUGCUGCUUUCCAAGCUGUAGCUUUAGUGAAAUCUGUGACAGCAGCCUGAAAUAGCUGGAAAGUGCUCUGACUUCCUCUUGCAUGGAGGGACGUGACCAGCAGCACCAUGCUCUCUGUGCUCUGCUCAGUUUCUAACUGAAAUCCUAAUGUCAGAUCUAAAUGCACAUAAAUAAAGGUAUCUUUGAAUGACCUGAA
Onychostruthus taczanowskii (white-rumped snowfinch) is the source of this 4049-nucleotide messenger RNA. RefSeq names its product round spermatid basic protein 1 (gene RSBN1). The record is from RefSeq and is a predicted model, not a curated record. Lineage: Eukaryota; Metazoa; Chordata; Aves; Passeriformes; Passeridae. Gene Ontology annotation, cellular component: nucleus. The coding region runs from base 53 to 1696 and encodes 547 amino acids. The transcript has 6 exons.